This is a messenger RNA of Panicum virgatum (switchgrass), 3490 nucleotides long. Its product is annotated as MFP1 attachment factor 1-like. NCBI's taxonomy places the organism in Eukaryota, Viridiplantae, Streptophyta, Magnoliopsida, Poales, Poaceae. Gene Ontology annotation, biological process: lateral root development; mitotic cell cycle. The record is from RefSeq and is a predicted model, not a curated record. The coding region runs from base 380 to 805 and encodes 141 amino acids. The transcript has a single exon.
CGCCUGAGUCGUCGCGUCCUGCCUCGCCUUGCUGCCGUCGCCUCCUCCACCUCGCAGUCCCAGCGCCAUCGCCGGCCUCCUCCGAGCCAGCCCUUUGGCUCGAUCACAGGGCCCUCCUCCCCCGUUGGCCGUGAAGAAGGCUCGAUGUUGUGGCCGCGGAGGAGGAGGCGGAUUUGUCGCUGGCAGCGGGAAGGGCGGGCACCGGUCCUCGCUCAGCGCCUACCCCUUCGGCGGCUUCGUUGCAGCCCGUCGCUGCCCCUGCAGGUAGUGGCGUCCGGGCUCGCAGAGGCGUCGCGCCUCCGGUCCGCGCUUCCCGCAUCGUCUCCACGAUUCCCGUUUGGGCGGCCCGCGUCGAACAAGCUGCCCAUCUUCCUGCAGCAUGGAGCGACACUUCCCAAGCCAAUGCCGCUUGAACAGCAAGCCAUGGUGGGCUCUUCGGAAGGACACUCACAGCAAGCCGGAGGAUACCCCCAACACCGCAGCCGAGGGCACCCAGCCCGCGCCCACCGAGGGAUCCGCCGACACCGCCCCGCCGGCCUCCGCCGCGAAGGCCACGGAGGCGCUGCUCCCGUCGCUCACCAUCUGGCUGCCGUCGCAGCGCACGCACGACGCCGUCGUGUGCUGCCUCAUGCAGACGCUCGCGGCGCCCAUCGUCCUCUCCCAGCACUACGGCGCCGUUCCGGAGCCCGAGGCCGAGCACACCGCCGCCGCCGUCCAGGACGACGCCUUCGCCGCUGCCUCCGAGUCCGCCGCCGGCGCGUCCCCGGCCUCCGUCGAGAGGGUGAUAGAGGUCCUCCAGGCGUAGUACUGCAAGGAGGUCAGCCGCCGCCGCCUCGAGCUCGCCAAGUCCCAGUCCGCCGCCUCACCCCCGCUCAUCUACGGCCAUGCCCGACAGUGCCGCCACACUCCCUGUGCCGCUGCCCGAGUUCAUCGAGCCCGCAGGUGGAUCCCCAACAUGCACGCGCACCAGGAAACACGACCAAGAAGCCUCGCCUUGUUGCCACUGUCACCGUCCUUGCUACUGCCGCUGCCAUCAGCGGAGACGAGCCAUUCGGUGUGUUCCUGGGGCAAAUCACGAACAUGAAACAAGAAUGUUGCUGCAAGUAUGUGUGCGCAUUGCCACCUCUGCACUUUCUUCUUCUGCACUUUCUUCUUCUUUUCAAUACCACGAACAUCCAUUUGGAGUUCUUCCGUUCAUCUUAACAAUUACACCUUUGAUUCUGAACUUCACCUUUGAUUCUGAACUUCCCAGUUCCUAGGAUUGCUUGCCUCAUAUUGUCAAAUUGACCGUUCCCUAUACCUUGACAUAUGGAAGGCCUGAUGCAAUAUUUCAUCUUUGGUUUCACUGAAUAGUCACCUGUGUCUGAAUCUAUUCUCUUGGUAAGAUUGUUUGACGAUUUGGGAUUGUAGGUUGUAAGAAGUAGAGUAGCCUUGGCCCUGAGUGACAUUUUUUAUUUCAAAAUAUUGUUUCUCACUAUUCAAUAAACAAAGAUCCAGUGCAAAAAUUGUCAUGAUAUAAAAAGUAGCUAGGGACUUGCACAACCUUUAGGAUUACUCAAUAUCAAUAAUUAGCUUAGUCCUUCAGUUUUGUUCAGUGAUAGAGCAAGUCAUUUUGCUAACAGCUGCGGUUCAAAUAGUCUUCUUGGUUGUCUUCAAAUUUUUCAGUUUUUGUGUUUUGUUUCUAGAUUUACUCAUAGGUUGGCAAACUGAGGUGAGUUUUUUUUUUCUAGAUUUGUUCAUAGCUUGGCAAACUGAGGUUGAGGUACAUGAUCUAUAUGCUUUCACUCAUGCUUUGGAUUUCUUUGACAAGCAAUGACACUAAAUCUGAAAGCCUAUUCAGAAUUUCAGACUGCCUAUGCAUUCUGUGAUACCUUCAGUGUCUCCUAUCAUGUCCAGCAAGUAGGAUUUUGUAAAGGUACAAGAUCAGUUGCAAUUUUACUCCCUAACAAUCUCAAGCUGUAUUUUGUUUUUUUUUGUUUCGGCUAUGCCUUCUGUCCGUGAACCUGGUUAGGCGGGGCUCAACACAAAAUGACAUUUGCUGCCACGGUGGAGGUGAGCGAAGGAUCCAGUACCAAAAUUUAAAAUUUCUCUCUUUUAACAUACUACCUUCUUUCGUAAGACUUUUUUUGGGCCGAAUUUGGAUUGUAGGUUGUAAAAAGUAGAGAAGUCUUGGUCCUGUGUGACAUCUUUUUUGAUAAAAGAAUCUAUUAUUGUUUUUUUAUAAAUUAUCGAAUAGUAUUCGAAAACUUGAAAGCGUAAUAUAUGUUUUGAUCGACCUUAAAUAUUUUUGUUUGUGGGAACUUGGAGUAGGACACCCUGCCUCUUCAAAUUCUUGUGGCCACAUCAAGGAUUCAAGGACAAUAGACAUAAGGUCAGGUAUCCAUUUCCAGCUGUUUUUUAGUUGCCAAAUUUAUGUGUUCAGAUAAUUUAUAGUUUAUCUCUUCCACUAAUGUGCACCUCUAUGUCAAAACUAAUAUGUUGAUAGCAUAUUUUCUUUUGUUUAAAAUGUAUGUGAUUGUGUAGAGGACAAAUGUCAUCAGUAGGGGUAUUACAUAUCUCAUGGCUAUGGUAAUAGGUUUUGUAUGUUGAAUAUUUUUUUAUGUGCUUCUGUGCUCAUGGGACUUUGGUUAUGAGUUGAGCUAUUUGCAAGCCGAGGUAGGCUCUGAAACAGGGAUGUUAGGAUCAGCAGCAUGCUACAUUUGUCAACUAUCCUUUGCUUCGGACAUUCAGGCAGAUAAGGUCAUUGCAAUCAAUUGGUAUUCUUUGUUAAGAUAAACAAGUAUCUGUGCUGCACUUGCAUGAUGUUAAUCCUCCAUGCUUAACCCCAUAAUUAUCUUACUUAACUACAAGUUGUACUUGCAGACAUAUAACUACAUGAUAAGUGCAACUAAAUGCACACUGGCAUGCGCGAACGCUCUACAGGCGCAGCGUUAUCGCGCCUACCAUCCUAGUUUUGUUAUAUGGUUCGGCGAUCCGCUUCCCACGUGCAUGAUUUUUGCUGAAAUUUUUGCAAACUUCUACCACUGGCAAAUGAGGACAUCCCGUGGCCGCGGGGUCGUCGUUGUUUCAUUCCCAGACUGAUUUUUUCCGUUCUCCUUUCUCCCUCUACAGAUCACAUAAGACAUUAAAAUUUUGUGGGAUUCUAAGAAACUCCAUGUCCCCUCUUCCUGAUUUUUUGUGCGCCUGACGGCCUGAGCCACCAGCAAAUGGCGAUUAUUUGGUGAUGGGGGUGGAAGGUGUUUCAUUUACGGUCCACCCCAAGCAAAACUUUCUCCAUUUUCUCUUUCCAUAGAUCACAUCAAAGUCUGUUCUGCUGGCUGCGGCUGGUGACUGGUGCUGGUCUGUUGUGAGAGAAAAUUAUUGCUGACUGGCUGGUGGUUGGUGCUGUUUUGGUGUGAGAAAAAAAAUAUUAUUAGUUGGUUGAAGAAGCCGCCAGCAGAACAGAGUGUGAAUUUUUGUAUAGGGUUUCUAAGAUUAGUUCCGCAUCCUA